AUGACUUCGAGAAGGAUCGUAUCUACUGGAGAGAAUCUGUUUGACAAAGAUGAAAGGACCAACACUCCUAAUGCAUCGGAGAAAUCAAACAUCACUCCUGCGGUUCCUACAGCUGUCAUAUACAAGCUCUUGGGGUUCACUCUGGCAAUGAUAGCAGGCCCCAUAGGAACAUACUUCCUGACUCUCAACACUAUAUUUCGAGGCAAAUCGACAUGGGCAGGAGCAACGGCUGCUUUCAUGGCAAAUAUGGUACUCAUAGCAUAUGUCAUCGUCGCUAUGAGAGAGGAUGAGAGUGAGAAACUAGCUGCUGAGGAAAAGGCCAGGAAGGGAGAAUGA
This is a messenger RNA of Letharia columbiana, 336 nucleotides long. RefSeq lists its product as uncharacterized. The coding region runs from base 1 to 336 and encodes 111 amino acids. Gene Ontology annotation, biological process: vacuolar proton-transporting V-type ATPase complex assembly. Lineage: Eukaryota; Fungi; Ascomycota; Lecanoromycetes; Lecanorales; Parmeliaceae. The record is from RefSeq and is a predicted model, not a curated record. Gene Ontology annotation, cellular component: endoplasmic reticulum membrane. The transcript has 3 exons.